AAUGGAUAUUGGAUACCGUAUGGUUAUUGUAAGGUAACAUGAAAAUACGUGGUGUUUUGUGAAAACCUGCAAUAAUUUGAAGAGAAGUGAACCGCUGUCCGAUACAUUAAAUUCGUGAUUUCAAACAAACAAAGGAUAAGCGCUGAAAGUGAUCCGUGUUAACUGGAGGAUAUAUUGUGACAUAAGGAAGAAUCCCAUAUCAUGUCGGAUUCUGAAGCCAGCAGUAAUUCUUACAAUGAGAGCGACCGAGGAAGCAUUCAAGGAAGUGAUUCAGAAGCUGAAGAUGCAAGAUCUGAUGCUGGAGGUGGAAGUGAUGUAGGCUCAGGGGACGAAGAUGAUGGAAACCAGUCAGAUGCAGGCAACCAGUCCGACGUUGGUAACAGGUCGGGUGGUGAGAAUGACUCAGAUGCAGAAAUGCAAUCUGAUGGCGGUAACCAGUCCGAUGACAAUCAGUCAGAUGCUGGUAAUCAGUCAGAUGUUGGUAAUCAGUCAGAUGUUGGUAAUCAAUCAGAUGCUGGCAAUCAGUCAGAUGUUGGUAACCAGUCAGAUGGUAACCAAUCAGAUGCUGAUAACCAGUCAGAUGAUGGAAAUGCCUCAGACGAUGACCAGAGGUCAGAGAGGUCGGAGAAGUCUGGUCGAAGUCGCCGCUCCACUCGUGAUGAUGAAGCAGAAGAAGCAGGACCUGGUGAGGAGGAGGAAGAAGUUGAAGAUGAGCAGGAGCCAGAAGGAGAAGAUCUUAAUUCAGAAGAGGAGGAGGAGGAAGAUGAAGAUGAGUACGAUGAAGAGGAGGAUGAAGAGGAAGAUGACCGACCACGUAAGAAAAAGAAGAAAGAUCGUUUUGGAGGAUUUAUUAUUGAUGAAGCUGAGGUAGAUGAUGAGGUUGAAGAUGAGGAUGAAUGGGAGGAAGGAGCCCAGGAAAUAGGAAUUGUAGGGAAUGAAUUUGAUGAACAUGGACCCACGGCUCGUGAGAUUGAAGGAAGACGCCGAGGCACCAAUCUUUGGGACUCCCAGAAAGAAGAUGAAAUUGAAGAAUAUUUACGAAAGAAAUAUGCUGAUGAAUCUAUUGCUGCCAGGCAUUUUGGUGAUGGAGGUGAAGAAAUGUCUGAUGAGAUCACACAGCAGACAUUAUUGCCUGGUGUUAAAGAUCCAAACUUGUGGAUGGUUAAAUGUCGCAUAGGAGAGGAGAAAAAUACAGCUUUGCUGCUUAUGAGAAAAUUUAUUGCUUAUCAAUUCACUAAUGAACCCUUGCAGAUAAAAUCUGUCGUUGCACCAGAGCAUGUGAAGGGAUAUAUUUACAUUGAAGCUUACAAGCAACCCCACGUGAAAGCUGCUAUUCAGAAUGUUGGCAAUCUUAGGAUGGGACAAUGGCAACAGCAGAUGGUUCCCAUAAAGGAAAUGACAGAUGUUCUAAGAGUGGUAAAGGAACAGAUUGGACUGAAACCUAAGCAGUGGGUUCGCCUAAAACGAAGCAUAUAUAGGGAUGACAUUGCUCAGGUGGACUAUGUUGAUUUAGCACAGAAUCAAGUGCACCUUAAGUUACUUCCUAGGAUUGACUACACGAGACUGAGAGGUGCCUUAAGGACUUCACAGCCUGAUACUGAUUCUGCAAAACGUAAGAAGAAAGUUCGCCCGCCAGCAAAACCAUUUGAUCCUGAGGCAAUUAGGGCUAUUGGGGGUGAAGUUACAAGUGAUGGAGAUUUCCUUAUCUUUGAAGGAAACAGGUACUCCAGGAAAGGAUUUCUGUAUAAAAAUUUUACAAUGAGUGCCAUAGUUGCAGAUGGUGUCAAACCAACAUUGUCGGAGCUAGAAAAGUUUGAAGAAGCUCCAGAAGGAAUUGAUAUUGAAUUACCAACCACAGCAUCAAAAGAUGAUGCAACAACACAUUCAUUCUCAACAGGAGAUAAUGUUGAAGUUUGUGAAGGUGAAUUGAUGAACCUUCAAGGUAAAAUUUUGACCAUAGAUGGCAACAUGAUAACCGUUAUGCCUAAGCAUGAGGCACUUACAGAACCUCUGGAGUUCGUAGCAUCAGAAUUGCGAAAAUAUUUCCGUAUGGGAGAUCACGUGAAGGUCAUUGCCGGGCGAUAUGAAGGAGACACUGGCCUUAUAGUAAGAGUCGAAGAGAAUCGUGUUGUUCUCUUUUCAGAUCUCACAAUGCAUGAACUAGAGGUUCUCCCUAAAGAUAUUCAGUUGAGUCCAGAUAUGGCUACAGGUGUUGAUUCAUUGGGCCAGUAUCAAUGGGGUGACUGUGUGCAGUUGGAUCCACAGACUGUUGGUGUUAUCGUCAGAUUGGAGAGAGAGAAUUUCCAUGUCUUAAGUAUGCAAGGCAAAGUAGUAGAGGCAAAACCUCAAGCAUUACAAAAAAGGAAGGAGUCAAGGUAUACUGUAGCACUUGAUUAUGAUCAAAAUACAAUUCAGAGAAAAGAUAUUGUGAAGGUAAUAGAUGGGCCUCAUGCUGGCCGUGAUGGUGAAAUAAAACAUUUGUAUAGAAAUUAUGCGUUCCUCCAUUCGAGAAUGUAUUUAGACAAUGGUGGUAUUUUUGUUUGCAAAACACGUCAUUUGCAGCUCGCUGGUGGUAACAAAAACUCCAACACAUCUGGUGGUUUGGACAGUGGCUUUCCAGGUUUCAUGUCACCUCACAUAUCCUCUCCAAUGCAUCCAAGUGGAGGUGCUCGUGGUGGGGGUGCGAGAGGUAGAGGUCGUGGCGGUGGUAUGAGAAGAGAUCGAGAAUUAAUUGGUCAGACAAUAAAAAUUACUGGUGGACCCUACAAAGGAAAUGUUGGAAUUGUUAAAGUUGCAACAGAAUCAACUGCCAGAGUUGAGCUGCAUUCAACUUGCCAAACCAUCUCUGUUGAUAGGUCUCACAUUGCUGUAGUGGGUGCUCCAACAAGGGACGGUUCAUUCUCAUCAUACAGCCGAACACCAGCAUAUGGUGGAGGACAAACCCCUGUAUAUCGUGACGGCAGCAAAACUCCGAUGCACGGCUCCCAGACACCCAUAUAUGAUGCAGGUUCUCGCACACCACAUUUUGGUGGCAUGACACCUUCUCAUGAUGGAUCACAGACACCAGGAAGAUUAGGAGCAUGGGAUCCAACUAUUGCAAAUACUCCUCGCCGACCUAAUGAGUUUGAUAGCUAUCCAAUUGAUGAUGCUUCUCCUUCACCCACUUACAAUCCCAGUACACCUGCUUAUCAGCCAGGAGGUCCACUUACUCCUCAGACACCAGGAACUAUGUAUGGUUCAGACAAUUCAUACUCUCCAUAUCAGCCGUCGCCUUCUCCACCUGGUUACCGUGGCACUCCCUCUGCCUAUGUUGCAACUCCAAGUCCUUCAGGCUACACACCAUCUCCAACUAGUGGUGUUCAGUAUGCCACUCCAUCUCCAUUGGUUUAUAGUCCUGUGACACCAGGAGCAGCAUCUCCCUUUAAUCCACACACACCUGGUUCUGGCUUAGACCAGCAGCAAUUGCAGCAAGAAUGGCAUACAACAGAUAUUGAAGUGAGGAUUAAAGACACACAUGAGGAUACUGGAUUAAGUGGUCAAACUGGUAUUAUUACUGGAAUUUCUGGAGGUAUGUGCUCAGUUUUCUUACUUCAGGAAGAUCGCACAGUCAACAUUUUGGCUGAGCACUUGGAACCAGUACUGCCACAGCAAGGUGACAGGGUUAAAGUUAUUUUAGGAGAAGAGCGAGAAGCAGUAGGAAAACUUAUCUCUAUUGAUAAUCAGGAUGGAGUUGUUAAAGUUGAAUCAGGAGAUGUGAAGAUGCUUCAGCUCAGGUUUUUAUGCAAAUUGAGAACUAUUCACUAAAGCUUGUAAGACAUACACUUUGUCUUCUUUUUCUGUUAAUCACAUAAACGUAAAUCAUUUACACACAAUUUGCAAAGUUACUGCACUUUGAAAUGAGUCAUAACAACUUUAUUUCUUUAUGUUGGACAACUACACAUCUUUAGAUUAUGUAGUUGGGUAUGACUUCCCUUCUCAUUAUAAGUGAUAGGGGUUCUUUUUGUUACAAUUUUUUGAAACUUAAACUGUAAUAACCAGUAAUGGUCUUUCAUCAACCCUGAGAGAGGGAUAUUUGUAUACCAGAACAUAAAAUAAAAGCUAAAAAAUUUAAUUUUCUGUUAUUAUUUGAAAGUGGUGUUAGUCCAUUAUUAUUUCUUGUUCAUUUUCUUUACAUUCAUUCUUUCUUUGAAAAUAGGUAUAUAAAAAUGGUGACUAUUUUGAAUAUUCUUAGUCUAUGCUUAUUUCAUCAGUAAGACUUGUCAGUUUCAUACCACAGUUAAUGAAAUAAAAUUUGGAAGUCUCAGAUAUGAACUUUGAAAAAUGAAAGAGCGUGUUUUCUAGAAUCAACAUAGUACCUGAGUGCAGUUAUCAAAUCAUUAACUUAUUGCAUUUCAAAUUACUUGUUUUGGAACUACAAGGCAAAAGGAAAAGACAAUGAGUUACACAAGGAUACAUGAAAAGUCUAGUUCAUAGAAACUUUAUACAGCAAGGACUAGGAGACAAUUGUAUGUGAUAUUGCCAUGUAUAUAUAUUCAUCCACAGUUUUCUGACAUCUUGUCAAAGACUAGAGAUAAUUAAAGAAUAGAAGUAUUUGAAAAAGUGUGUGACCAAGGCAGUAGGGUAAAUGAAUAAGUAUUUGUACUAUUUUAUUGAAGUGAAAAAAUAGUCUCUGCUAGCCUAAGAGAUUUAAUAUCUUGAGUAGAAAGAAAUUAGGUAAAAAUCAGCUAAGUCCCCAUUUUGUGCACUAUGAUUGUAUCACAAUACUGAGACUUGAAAGAACAGGCUGGUUGUUUUCAGUCUUAUCUGUUGGCACUUGAAGUAAUCAUCUGUAAUACAAUACUGAGACAUGAAAGAACAGGCUGCUUCUUUCCAGUUAUAUCUGUUGGCACUUCAAGAAUUCAUCCCAGAUUGGAAAGCUAGCAACAUUUUCACAUCAAUACCAAUGGUACUAUUUUUUAUAGGACUGUUAGAAUAUUAUAGGACCGUAAUAAGAAGUGACAAUUGAGGAACAGCUAUGCUAUAAGAGGAAAUAACAGUCCUGUGAAAUUAACUGAUUUAUCUGUGAGACUUCGUAUUGUUUCCUGAGAUUAAUGUGAUUACUGUGUAAAUAAAGUUUACAUUUACACAUCGACAUUUUAUGUUAGUUUGUAUAAGAAUAAUUUUGCCAGCUGUAUGUUGUGCAUAUUUCUGCUCUAGCUCUGUUUUAUAUGCAAAAUGGUAUUUAAAUUGCAAUCUGCAUGGUUGAAAUAAAGACGUAUUUAAUACAUCUAUA
Messenger RNA from Schistocerca nitens (vagrant locust), 5272 nucleotides. RefSeq names its product transcription elongation factor SPT5 (gene Spt5). Bases 202 to 3804 code for a protein of 1200 amino acids. NCBI's taxonomy places the organism in Eukaryota, Metazoa, Arthropoda, Insecta, Orthoptera, Acrididae. The record is from RefSeq and is a predicted model, not a curated record. Gene Ontology annotation, cellular component: DSIF complex. Gene Ontology annotation, molecular function: protein binding; mRNA binding. The transcript has 2 exons. Gene Ontology annotation, biological process: regulation of transcription by RNA polymerase II; regulation of DNA-templated transcription elongation; transcription elongation-coupled chromatin remodeling.